This is a messenger RNA of Alternaria rosae, 2249 nucleotides long. RefSeq lists its product as uncharacterized. The record is from RefSeq and is a predicted model, not a curated record. Lineage: Eukaryota; Fungi; Ascomycota; Dothideomycetes; Pleosporales; Pleosporaceae. Bases 232 to 2031 code for a protein of 599 amino acids. The transcript has 3 exons.
UGAAGAACUCAUUCUCAGGGAUGCUAUUUCCAGCUCUCAAUCUCAGUAUGAGGGGGCUCACUCUGAUCCCCAGCAUUGAUACGUAUUUUCACAUCAAGGCUAUAAAGAGGACAUGCUUUGCAUCUCUUCUCGACACAAACACCACAGCUUCUUCUUCACUGCUUCAACAUCAUCUCCAUCGUCUCGUCAAUUUGCUCCCUUUUAUCAGCAUCAGUUUCCCUUCUCGCCACCAUGCGCUCAAAGCCAUCCUCUGCGAUGCGGCUUCUGCUGUGUUCCUCAGUCGUCUUCACAGCGUCUGCAGCCGUCAUCCGCACACCACUCAAACAGCGCGCGGACCCCCCCGUUCUGGAGGACUGCCAGAUAGAAAUCCAGAAUGAGAUGGCCAACGAUCUCGGCAGAGUCAAUACAGAUGGCACAGCCGGUAUUGGCGCCGAAUUUGAGAGUCCUGAAUUCUACUUCGAAACAACUUGCAGCCCAGAGGAUACAUUCGCAGCCAAGGGAAAGGUCAUUGCCGAUCGAACGGGCACGAACUGGAAGCUUACUGCGGACUCUAUCUCCACCGAGGGGAAACUUAAUGCUGAAUACAUCAUCGAUGGCGUCAAGGUCAAAGUAGGCAGCACAGAUGAUGCAACCAAUGGCGCAAAGGUCGCGGGAGCUCUCGCCCAGGAUCUUAUUGACUGGUACCCAUGGAGCGGCGAUAGCGACUCACCGGCACGACAGGUCAAAAUAGCCGAAAACAACUGCAAUCCGUGGAAGAUCAUGACCAAUAGCGACACACUACCCGAAAAAGUGAAUUUCCAGGCUCAAAUCACCGCGGGGAUGCCGUUGGAGGCGCUAUACAGCCUGAUGAAAGAGAGCUUCGAAGACCCCCCUGUGGAUGAAAGGAAUGUCCUCGAUGGGUUCAGUGGCCAAGGGGAUGAGUAUCUCAUGUUUGUGACGAAAGAGCACUUCAAAACUAGUCCAGGUGGCAUUAGCCCGGAAAUGGUCACGGAUGAUGUGCUGGCCUUUUGCACCUUGGUUUUGUCGUACGCCAAAGUUGCGAAAGAAAAUCCGCGCGCAAGUCCCAAGCUUUUCACGACGUUCAUGCCCCGAACAAACUUCAACAAGAUAUUUUCGCAGGUUAGCUCCAAGUUGCCAGCAAAGGGAGACGACCUUUGGUCGCUGUUCAACAUCCUUGCAUGCUACCAGCGUGGCGGAACAGAAAUCGAUGAAGACCUGUGUGAGGGGAGUGUUGACAGUCCAGAGCCUAUCGACAAUGAUUUCGGUGACCUCACGUAUUCUCAAGGCGGAGCCAAGUGCAACAUCAAAGAUUGGAUCCGUGGUCUAGACCCGGAAUCGCAAGACAACGAUGCUCUUACCGAGUUCGACAAGGUCAAUGACGGGUCUAUCGGAGCCCUGGGCACGACUCAAGAAAAGAUGUUCAACUCUGAGCGCUCUGUACCUCUCUUCGAAUUCCGCGAUCUCGACGUCGUCUCGACGGAUGGGAUGGAAGACUUUAUGCGCAGGGUAGACCAGGCCAUCCAAGAUCUUCACAACAAUUUUGUCAACGCGCCUGGAAAGAGGGUCAGGCGUGGUGUCUGCGAUAAUCGUGAGCCGGAGCUGGAGCCGCAGCCUGAACCUGAACCGGAGCCGACGGGACCAACCAAGCAACUCGCAGUCCUCUCUUCCUUCGUUGUAGGCGCUCCCACUUUGGACUGGCUUUUCCUCGAGGCCGACUACCAACAGGGCGUCGAAUGCCGCGAAGACUUUCUCCGCCCCUUCGACACUGAGCCCUGGGAUUUCUCUGGCAAUGGUGCACAGGCUGGCUCGACAUUCCCUGGCGGCACACGAGAACUCGACCUCGAGAUUGACGGGCAGAAAUGCCAGUACCAGAACGACGGCGACGACCCAGGAGCGCUUUGGUGUGGCGAGAGGGUCAUUGGCUGCAUCAACGACCCGGCCGACAAGGACCCCGAAGACGCGAAUUCGGACAAGGGCAAUUAUAUGUGCGGCGAUUACACGCGACAGCCUGUGUUUGUCUGCCCUUGGUAGUUGCGCAGUACAUGAUGUUGGUCGGCAUUUCUAGACUGUUCCGCACAUGCGAGAUUGGAGGGCGUUUUGGGGUCUUUUGUACAGUAGUUCCGUCGCUCUCUUUGUGUUCGUGUUUUGUCGUUAGUGUUUCGGUGGCUCAGGUGGUGCGAGAUCGGGGUCUGUGCUCAACGCUAGAUUCCGGCGGCAAAAGAUGGAACUCAACACCAUCAUGUCGGCAC